UCACGAUAAGGAUUGCAUUUCUCAUCUUCUGCCGGUUAAUCGGAAGGAUUGGUCAUGGAAGUUGAAAUUUCAACUGACAAGCCCAGAGCUGCAGUAGAGCCUGAAACCACUGGAUGAAAACUUGGGAAUUGCUACUCUAAGUAAGAUAGAUUUAAGUAAAUCAAUGGCAACGUUAUGAAUGGGCAAGUUUGUCAAAUGUUUACUUUCUGGUAAUGGACUUUGUUGGAAUUCUAUACUGGUUCCAUUCUUCCUUGCAAUUAUCUUUCCGUGCCUUUGCUUUUAUAAAAGUGCUUUACUAUUUAUUUAUUUCUUUAACCAUGUCCUAACGUCUAAAAAUAUUUAUGUUGCUAAUUGUAACAUCUAAAAUAUGUACAGUUUUUUUCCUUAGGCAUGAACAGAGUGAAAAGAGUGAAAUUCAUAGAUACUGAAGUUGAUCAUAUUCUUAGUUCUAGUCCCGAUGCUUCUUCCAUACGAUAUGCAACAGCUCAGGUUCCAAGAUCUGAUGCCCCUAAAACUUCAGAAUAUGCAUUCUUCUCAAAAUUAAGGAAGAGCGCGGGUGGUAGUCAUUCUCAUCCAUUGGGUAAUGAGGACAACCAAUUGAAGAGUGGCAAACCAAGUGACUGUAAUGGAGCAAUAUCCAACAAGUUUAAACACAGCUCCAAGGACCUCAGGUCCUCGUUUCUAGCUGAAAAAGCAAGACCCACCAACGAAGACUCCUUCCUUGCAUGUCUUAAUGGUGAAUCAAAGAAAGCAACUGAUAUAGCUGACAAGGUCAAGCGUAGCUUCAAGGACUUCAGUUCCCCAUUGCUCACAGAAAAUGUCACACCCAUUAAUCACAAUUUGUUCCCCUCAGCACAUGGUGGUGCAUUGAAGAACGCAGGCAACUGGUCUGAGAAAGGAGUCUUUUUUGCAAAGAGGCAGAAGUUACGUCAGGGGGUUUCUGAUACCUCCUUGCCUGAGGUUGACGAACUCUGUUCUAAGGGGUUAGAUUUGGUUUCUGUGCUCCUUAGUCGACUGCUCCCUGAGGGCAAUGAAAACAAUUAUUGCAGGAAUCCAAAGUCAAAGCAAGAGGACAGUGAUACCACAAAUCAGAUAGAUAAUUUGUAUGAGUCGGACAAUCUAGUCAAAGGACUUGAUUGUACUCAUACAAAAAACUUUAAUGAAUACCGACAUGGGUCCUUUCAGGAUGAUGUUUUUCCCAGAUAUUGGUCCGACAUAGCCAGAGAGAGUGUCCUCACAGAAUUGGAUGGGGUAGAUUCAGACUCUCCCUCAGCCAGCUAUGGCAAAAUUCAUUUUCCAUACGAAGAGAGGAAUUAUGAUCGUGAUUUAGAUGGCAGGAGAACUUCUACUUUGUGCAAAAAUAGAGAUUCAUCUUUUUGCUUAUCAUUUGGAAAUUAUGGAUCUCAUGAAUUGAGUCAUCCCAAAGUGAUGAAUGAAUUCCGUGAGUUGAAUGGUGCUGCACUUGAAAGAGAUCCACAUACUCUUUUUCUGGGUUGGGACUUUGAAAAGGAGAAGAAUGAAAGAGAGUUAUCCCUUGCCUAUCACAAUAGAGAAAUAAACUUGUAUUCCACAUUGCUGGCUUCAUGGGAUGAUGACCACCAGGAGAAUCUGUUUGACAGACUUGAUGCAAGUCCACCGUGUUCGGCAUCCUUAUUUUCCAAAUAUCCUAUGAACUUUUCUUCAUUGCCACAUCUCUAUUCAGUCAGGUUUCCCCGUCAGGAGUUUAGAAGCCAACAUGAAGACCAGAAGCAUGUAUUUGUAGAAAUGGAUCAGUUCCCGUUAACCAUAUCAUGUAACCCACCAUAUCCUAAGCUGGUGGAAGAUUGCAAUGCUAACAAUAUAUUUGAGAGUAAGAGCAUUAUCCUCUCGCCUCAAAAUCACUCAUUGUUUCCAAGCAAUUUUUACAGUGAAAAGUAUUAUCCUGGUUUGGAAGCCAUCCUGCUUCCCUCCGGAAUGGAUAUUGAUUUCCGAUGGAGAUGCUUAUCCAUGACUGAGUCUCCUACAAAUCAUCAUUCAUCAACUUAUGGUGCUUCAUUUCCACAAAAGGCAGGCAUAAGCAUGAAUUCACAGCUUCUUGCCGAGGAGAAAAAAGAAAGUAGCCUGCAUAGCUUGAAUCCCAGUAAAACCACUACUCAUUUCUUGGAAGGUACUCUAAACACUCAUGACUGGUCCUCUGUUAAUUUCCAGAUAUGUCUUGACAAGAAGAUAGGUCACCCUUUGCUUCUUGACAACUCAAGUUGGGCCAGAUCUGAAGAAGAGAUAUACUAUGAUGAUGAUGAGGAAUGGGAAUAUAUUUGAAGCUUCACUUCUAAAUUUGGCAUGUCCUUCCGCUUUAAUUAAAACACUUACGAGGACAGUGGCAAUGCUUUUCAUCUCCUUAAGGUAAAUGACUCUUGAUAGCUGCAUUGCUUGCUGAAAUGUUGAAUGUUGUGAAGACUUAAGGCGGACUGAAUGCUUAAAUGGUGCAGGGUUGUACUGCAUAUAAUUACCCUACAGCCUUUUGUGUUCAUGAUAUGCUCGGGGCCUGUAUAAUGCUCAGCCAACAAUGAACUCCACAUAGCUUUGUGAUUGGAAAAUUUUGUGCUAGUAAUGGUAUCAUGUAAGUGCCUAGCUAUAGGAUGGUGCAAUUAUGAGAUCAAAUAUGAUUUUUCACCCAUGGAAGAUAUGAAAUGAGGGCAACAUUUGUGGAAAGUUAAGACAGCUUACCCACGUCUCAUUCAAACGUUUGUAUCACCUGCAUAUGCAUCAGCUCACCAGAUAUAAUCUGUGUCUGAAAUUUUUUCAGACAUGUAAAAGGAAAUUUCAGUCUGUUGUUUCUGCCCACAUGUACCAGAUUUUUUAUGGCAUUAGCAUUGUUGGUUAUUUCUCUGAUAUAAUUGUUGGCAGUAUCUUUUCCCG
Molecule: messenger RNA, 2898 nt
Organism: Ilex paraguariensis (yerba mate)
Lineage: Eukaryota; Viridiplantae; Streptophyta; Magnoliopsida; Aquifoliales; Aquifoliaceae
Source: the annotation of a GenBank genome assembly